Rotaria sordida is the source of this 663-nucleotide messenger RNA. The record is from the annotation of a GenBank genome assembly. Lineage: Eukaryota; Metazoa; Rotifera; Eurotatoria; Philodinida; Philodinidae.
AUGAAUCCUAACAAUACUAAUUCAAACAAUGAUCAACAAUUUCCUACUCAUGUACGACGAAAAAAAUGUCAUGGUAAUCGACGUAAUCAACGUUUUCGAAAAAAAUGUCGUGCAAAAGGCAUGAAACCAAAAAUCAUCGAAAAGUUACUUAUGAAACGAAAUCAAGCUGAAAACCGAAAUCAUAAUAAUAGAAAACAUACGAAUAUCCAAAAAACACAAUCAAACAAACAAACAACUGAUAUCAAUAAUCAUUCGAAACCGACGACAAUAAAUCCAAUUAAACGCAAAAGAGAUCUUUCAUUGCAAGAAACAAGUCAAUUAUCCACUAGUCAACCAUUAUCGAAAAAAAUAUAUACACGAAUGAUUUCAAUGGGUGGAACUGCAGAAAAUGAUGAAAUGUCUUCAUUAUUCUCGGGUCGUGCAGCAUGUCAUCUUUUGGCAAAACAAUUCGAGCUUGGAUUAGAAGAUUGUGAUCAAGCAAUAUCAAUAAAUGAGAGAAAUAUAGAUGGUUAUAUACAAAAAUGCAAAAUACUCGUGCAAUUAAAACGAUUUCAAGAAGCACGAGAAGUAAUUGAACGUGGAAAAUUAGUACUAGGUGAACAAGAAUUAUUCACGAACUGUGAACGUUUUGCUGAUCAAUCUUGGCUCACGUUAGGUACGUAA